Messenger RNA from Eurytemora carolleeae, 1007 nucleotides. RefSeq names its product WD repeat-containing protein 61. Gene Ontology annotation, cellular component: Cdc73/Paf1 complex. The record is from RefSeq and is a predicted model, not a curated record. The transcript is spliced from 7 exons. Gene Ontology annotation, molecular function: protein binding. NCBI's taxonomy places the organism in Eukaryota, Metazoa, Arthropoda, Copepoda, Calanoida, Temoridae. The coding region runs from base 13 to 969 and encodes 318 amino acids.
ACCUGAUUUAAAAUGUAUUCCCUACAGAAUAAGAGAGAAAAGGCGCACACAGACUCAAUCUGGGCCUGUGAUUGGGGCGUGCUCGGGGGCACGCCCCCUGAACCUGUUGAGGGGGAGGAGUUGCCCGCCCCUAGGGAAGAGGAAGAUAUUAUAGUGACCGGAUCUCUGGAUGAUACUGUAAAGAUCUGGAAUUAUAAGAACGGAGAAGUCGAAGUCAGGCAUAAGUUGACGGACCAUAGUUUGGGUGUUGUUAGUGUAUGUAUCAGUAAGGAUGGAAGUAAGGUGGCAAGUAGCUCCCAGGAUUCUGCUAUUCAUAUCUGGGAUAUAGAGUCAGGGGAGAAAAUUAAAACAAUUGAGAAUGGUUCUGGGGAAGUGUGGACAGUUCAAUUUAGCCCUGACGGUCAGUUUAUAGCUAGUGGAAAUCAAUCAGGACGGGUCAACCUAUACAGUUUAGAUACAGCCAAGUUAACCGAUCAGCUAGACACGAAAAGAGAGAAAUUCAUCCUGUCAAUCGCAUUUUCUCCUGAUGGCCAGUAUCUGGCGAGUGGAGCUAUUGAUGGCAUUAUUAACAUUUUUGAUAUGGAGACUAAGAAAGUUAAACACUCCCUGGAAGAGCACGCUAUGCCGAUCAGAACAAUUGCUUUCAGUCCAGACUCGCAGAAAAUAUUGACAGGUUCUGACGACGGACACAUCAAGCUUCUUGACGUAUCUAAUGGUACACUUGUCGGAACUAUGUCUGGACAUACUAGCUGGGUUCUAUCCGUAGCAUUUAGUCCUGAUGCCGAACAUUUUGCAAGCAGUAGUUCGGAUCAUAGUGUCAAGAUUUGGGAGAUUUCAAGUAGACAAUGCGUUCAUACCUUUAACGAACACACUAGUGAGGUGUGGGGUCUCAAGUACAACAAGGAUGGUAGUCGUCUAGUCUCCAUAUCAGAAGACGAAUGUAUGAACAUCUACUCAAUCCCGGUUUAAAAUAUUCCGGUUUUCAUACAACACUUUAUUCUUUCAGA